Effrenium voratum is the source of this 998-nucleotide messenger RNA. Lineage: Eukaryota; Dinophyceae; Suessiales; Symbiodiniaceae. The record is from the annotation of a GenBank genome assembly.
AAAGCGUGUCCGAGUUUUUCGCAAUGGCUUUGCUGGCCGGGAGGCUCAACCGGCAGGUGCUGGUAGUUAUUCUUCUGCUGCUGAAUUUUGUCUCCUCAGCUGCCUAUGGGGGCGAGAAGAAGAGCAAGUUUUUGGCGGCUUAUCCCAUGGUGUUCAAGUUCCUCUUGUUCUGGUGGUGCGUCUUUGUCUUCGCAGUCAUGACCGUCUAUAUAGCAGACCAUUUGCUCUACCGGAAAUUUGGGCCAGCAAAGGUUGCUUGGCGGGCAGAGCAUAUUUUCCGCGGCGUAUCACGUGAUGAUCUUUGGGCACAGUUAGCAGAUCCUUCGAAAUGGUCAUGUGACCAUCCUGUGCUGCAAACGGCAGAUGUCAGCUUGGUGUCAGACAUUGCCGAGCCCAAGAAGACCGAUGAGGAUUCUACCUCAGACAAGGUAGAUGAGGAGGUGGUGAGUGACAAGUCGGCGGAAGAGCGGCCCUUUGAAAAUCCAAAGAAGCAGUUUGAGACCAGAAAGCUUGGGCAGCUAAAGAAAGGUCAUGGAAUGAUUCUCAGACACAAAGCUGAAAGCGGCCCGCAGGCUGGCACUUUCUUCUGCGUGCGCGAGUGCUCACAGAUAGAGGAGCCGGCUGAUGGCCCCUACCUGCUGGUGAUGCGAACAGUUGAGGCAGGUUUGGGCUACCCGUUCCUCGAGAACACGGAGGUGUCUGAGGUGGAAAUAUUUCCGGCCGAGGACGGUGCUGUCCGCUGCAAACUGACUGGAAUGGCAGAAGUCACCUCUCGUAUUUUCAGAUGGUGGGCCAAUUUGCAGAAGGACUCUCAAGAGGCUGCCAUGGCUUUCCUGGAGUCCCUUGAGAACCAGGCAUCCGCAUCCAAAGAGAAGCAGAAGUCGUGAGAGCAUUGUUUGCAUCGACAAAACGGCCGUGGGUAGGUUCUUGCUGCCUGCUUGCAGUUCUGACCGCAAUCCGUCAUUGCCUUCCUGGCUCACCAAAAAGUGCGUAUGAGA